Molecule: messenger RNA, 1439 nt
Organism: Closterium sp. NIES-67
Lineage: Eukaryota; Viridiplantae; Streptophyta; Zygnematophyceae; Desmidiales; Closteriaceae
Source: the annotation of a GenBank genome assembly
AGCCCUUACAUGAUUCAUUAGCCACUGAGUUAGUUCUGUUCUCAGUAAUUCAGCAGCAUGACUGCAGUCGUUUGCCUCGAGUCGGAUUCCCAGCUGUAUCGUCGUCGCAAGAACAUGCACAGCCUUUCCGUAGACCUCGCGCGCGUUCCUCGCUUCGAUCACCGACGGUUGGCUUCAUCGCAUGAACUUACACCCUUCUCCUCUCUCCUCCGCGGCGAAGUUCACGCUCUUCCCCACGAUGCGCCAUCAUCGCAUGCAUCCACUGCCGCGUCUCGCCGCCCCCUGCUCUCGCGCAGCCCAAAUCCCGCCGCACCUCGCUCGGCGGUUCGUCCGGUUCCUGUGCGCGCGUGUAUACUGACGCAUGCCACGCGCCCGUGUCCACGUCACCGACAUCGUGGCAGCCGCGCUCCCCCACGGUCGUGCGCAGCCCGCACGCGGAGAUCAUCCGCCAGCAGGCGGAGUCCGCGCAAGCGCGCGAGGCGGAGAUGGACCGCGCGUGGGAGAGCGCGGAGCGCGCAUCUGAGAGCUCAGCAGGAGAUUUCACCGCAGCCCAGCCGACAGAGAAGGAGCGCGGUCAGCAUGCGGCCAGCUGCGACGGCGAAAAUCGCCGCGGCGACGAAGAAAUCUCUCCUAGAAGCUUAGCGCUGAAGCUUUGCUCUUCCAAAUUCGGGUGGCGCACGUUUCUCUCCCCUGCUGCUUCGCGUCUCGCAUCACAGCCGACGAAUCUGAGCCGUCCGAGUCAAGGCGGCGGCGGCGCGCGAGAUAUGCAUGGUCCGGGAACCAAGGAGGCCUCGAGAAGUUUCCGUGAAAUGCUGCGGGAGCUCCAACGCGGCGUCGAGUCGGGCGCGUGUGAGAAUACCUUUUCCGCCAUCGGCGCACCGUCUGCGUCAUCGGCGCAAAGAGAUGCGACAAUUGACGCGCCUCCGAGCCUUCAUCGGUGCGCUCGCUCGCUUACCAGCAUCUCCGCCCAAGAUGUUUUCCCCAUCGGGGAGAUUUUUCCCGAGGCAUCAUCCGCUGUUGCUUCAAACAACGGCGCAUCCGUCGGCAUUGCCGACGCGGUGCGCGCGGCUAACUCAGACUGCGGAAGUAUUUUGACUCGGCCGCAUUUUUUCGUGGCGGAUGCGUGCGAGGAGCAAGGCAUCAAGCGAACGGGAUUGGAAGGAGUGCGAGAGGACGACUUGACGGAUGACAACGGCGAUCAAGAUCGACGCCAAGCGACUCCCACAGGGUUUAAUGCGCGGUUUCAAGGCCCGCCGAUCGGCUCGAAUAUGCUUCACGCUCCGCGCGCUGGUGAAGCCGUCGGCGCUGGUCGCCGGCUGGUCAAGCAGUGGGGAAGCGCGAACUCGAUUCCUUUGUCACCUGCUGCCCAAUCCCAGCUGACCUACCGCUCUAAGAAUUGCUCGAGCGCUAAUAGCCUAAGACCGGAUUGCCUUAGUCCU